Messenger RNA from Eutrema salsugineum, 877 nucleotides. RefSeq names its product pectinesterase inhibitor 6. Bases 65 to 679 code for a protein of 204 amino acids. Gene Ontology annotation, biological process: negative regulation of catalytic activity. The transcript has a single exon. Gene Ontology annotation, molecular function: enzyme inhibitor activity. The record is from RefSeq and is a predicted model, not a curated record. Lineage: Eukaryota; Viridiplantae; Streptophyta; Magnoliopsida; Brassicales; Brassicaceae.
CACUUUGUUAAAAGUUUGGAUCUUUCUUCUAAAUUAACCCACAGUGAAAGAAAAAGAAGAAGAUAUGAAUUCUUCUACCACGUUUACUCUUCUCUCCCUUCUUCUUGUGGCAAUACUAAACCCAAAUCCGUCGUUAGCCGCCUCCAGACGCAACCACACAGACGAGUGUAGCGUAACGCGGCACAGCAGAUACGUGAAAAACGCGUGCAGCGUAACGCGGUACAAAAACCUCUGCGUGAGAACGCUAUGGCCGUUUGCAGUCGUGGCAAAAAACAACUCGAGCAAGUGGGCCCGAGCCGGCGUCGCGGUGACCAUAACGGACACAAAACAGAUGCUAAGACUGUUGGGGAAAACGCGGCGUUCAGAGGUUGGGAAACGCGAGAGAAUCGCGUUAUCGGAUUGCCGAGAGCUGUUCGUGGACUCCCUCGACAAUCUGUACAAGUCACUCGCCGUUCUCCGGAAACUGGACGCCGAUGAGUUCCAGCGGCAAAUGAGCGAUCUCGCCACGUGGCUAAGCGCUGCACUCACGGAUGAGGACACGUGUCUCGAUGGAUUUGAGUAUCAGGAGGAGGAGGAGUCAUCGACGGUCAGGAUGAUUCGGAGGAGGGCUACCAAGUGUAUGCAAUUAUGCAGCAAUGCUCUCGCUCUCCUUAACAAGCUUGCUUAUGAUGGCUUGUGAUCUACGCUUUCACCUGCUCUAAUUAUUACACCAUAUAUGAUGAUUUUUAUACAUUUUUACUUAUAUAGAUCCCAAUAAUAUAAUUGUGGCCGGUCCGCUUUUAAUAACUCAUCCCGAUCGGGGAUUAUCACGAAUUUAUAAUAAUGAUUGUAUAAUAGUUAUACAGUUUUUAAACAGUCAGGUCGAAAUCGUGAUUAA